Messenger RNA from Mesorhabditis spiculigera, 1026 nucleotides. NCBI's taxonomy places the organism in Eukaryota, Metazoa, Nematoda, Chromadorea, Rhabditida, Rhabditidae. The record is from the annotation of a GenBank genome assembly.
AUGUCGGUCCCCGAAGGCGUUCUCCUCGGCAUGGGCAACCCGCUGUUGGACAUCCAGACAACCGUGGACAAGGCCUUCCUCGAUAAAUGGGGGCUGAAGGAGAACGACGCCAUCCUGUGCGACGAGAAGCACGUGCCAAUGUUUGACGAGCUGACCGCCUCCCACCACGUCGAGUACAUCCCGGGAGGAGCCGCCCAGAACGCCGUCCGUGUUGCUCAGUGGAUCCUGAACGAGCCGAACCGGAUGACGUAUUUCGGGGCCGUCGGCGCCGACAAGUACGGCGAGAUGCUGCGGAAGAAGGCGACGGAGGCUGGCGUGAACGUGCAGUACCAGGUCAACGAGACGGUCAAGACUGGCACUUGCGCCGCCCUUAUCAAUGGCAACAAUAGGUCCCUGUGCGCUCACUUGGCCGCCGCCGAGACGUUCACCGUCGGCCAUCUCGAGGACCCGAAGCACUGGAAAUUCGUCGAAACCGCCAAGUAUUUCUACGUCGGCGGCUUCUUCCUCACCGUCUGCCCGCCGGCCAUCCUCGAGAUUGCCAAGCACGCAGCUGAGCACGACAAGAUUUUCAUGCUCAACCUGUCGGCUCCCUUCAUCUCUCAAUUCUUCUACGAGCCGCUCUCCAAGACCCUCCCGUAUGUCGACUACCUGUUCGGCAAUGAGGACGAGGCCCGUGCUUUCUCAAAGUCCGCCGGCUUCAACACCGAGGACAUUCGCGAGAUCGCCGAGAAGGCCAGCCAUCUGCCAAAGGAAAACAAGAACCGCUCGCGCAUCGUGGUCAUCACCCAGGGCUCCGAACCGACGAUUGUCGCGCAGGACGGCAAGAUUCAGGAAUUCCCCGUCAUCGUGCUGCCCAAGGAGAAGCUGAUCGACACCAACGGCGCCGGAGACGCCUUUGUUGGAGGGUUCCUUGCCGAGCUCGUGCGCGCCAAGCCGCUCGCCGACUGCAUCGCAUGCGCCAACUACGCCGCCUCGGAGAUUAUCCAGCAGCAGGGGUGCACGUUCCCCGCCGUCUGCAAGUACCAC